GAUACAAGGAAGGAGAGAGAGAGAGAGAGAGAGAGAGAGAGAGAGAGAGAGAGAGAGAGAGAGAGAGAGAGAGAGAGAGAGAGAGGGAGAGUGUGCGUGACGGGAGCUAGCGGCUACAUCGGUUCAUGGGUAGUGCGUCUCCUCCUCAAUCGAGGAUAUACAGUCCAUGCCACGGUUCAAGAUCUCCAUAAUGAGAAAGAGACGAAGCAUCUGCGGGCCUUGGAAGGUGCAGAUUCGCGACUCCAUUUGUUUCAAAUGGACCUCCUUGAUCACGACUCCGUUCUAUCUGCAAUCAAAGGAACCGUCGGUGUGUUACACCUGGCAUCUCCCCUCACCAUUGGUCGUGUCGAAGAUCCCGAGAAAGAGCUUAUCCAUCCAGCCGUUCAAGGGACGGUGAAUGUUCUGGAAGCUGCCAAAUCGUGCGGUGUACAUCGAGUCGUGGUGACGUCAUCCGUCAACUCGAUCACGCCCAGCCCUAAAUGGCCCACUGACAUGAUCAAGGAUGAGAGUUGCUGGACGGACGAGGAGUACUGUAGGCAGAACGGGAUAUGGUAUCCUCUUUCAAAGACUUUGGCGGAAAAAGCUGCAUGGGAAUUCUCCAAGGAGAAAGGACUAGAUGUGGUUGUGAUCAAUCCUGGGACAGUCAUGGGUCCCAUCCUUCCUCCUGCUAUCAAUGCUAGCAUGGGCAUGCUAAUUCGCCUUGUUCAAGGAAGCAAUGAACCAUACGAGAACUACUACAUGGGAUCAGUUCAUGUCAAAGAUGUUGCAUUAGCUCAUAUUCUAGCAUACGAGGUUCCAUCGGCAUCAGGGAGGCAUCUUUGUGUUGAAGGAAUAUGCCAUUUCAGCGAUUUUGCAGCGAAAGUUGCUGAACUUUAUCCAGAAUACAAUAUUCCAAGCUUCCCAAAGGACACUCAACCUGGCUUAUUGAGGGCUAAGAAUCCAGCCAAAAAGCUAAUUGACUUGGGCGUCAACUUCAUCCCCAUGGAGGAAAUCAUCAAGGAUGCAGUAAAAGACUUAAAGAGCAAAGGCUACAUUCCCUGAAUGAUAUCUGUGUGUGAAGAGAAUUCCCUCGAGCCAGAGCACCUGAACAUUGUCUAUUAUGCUGGGUUUUAUUAUAAAUAUGAAAUAAACAAUGCUUUUUUAUGUGAUGCAUUUUAGUUUACUUAUUAUAAAUAGUUAUUAUCAUUUGC
This is a messenger RNA of Magnolia sinica, 1190 nucleotides long. RefSeq names its product phenylacetaldehyde reductase-like. The transcript is spliced from 6 exons. The annotation marks the transcript as partial. NCBI's taxonomy places the organism in Eukaryota, Viridiplantae, Streptophyta, Magnoliopsida, Magnoliales, Magnoliaceae. The record is from RefSeq and is a predicted model, not a curated record. Gene Ontology annotation, molecular function: oxidoreductase activity, acting on the CH-OH group of donors, NAD or NADP as acceptor.